GUACAGACUUUGCACCAGAUACUGUAAAGAGGCCUGCGAGCUCUUUGACUGCAGCAGCUACAUUCCCUAUGAGCUCUGGGCACUAGCUCUUCACAAGAACGGACAAUACAGAGCAGCACUCGACAAAGUGGAAUAUGCUAAGGACUGUAUUCAGGAGGAGCAAAUAAAGCAGCAUCUUCAGAAGUACAUGGACCAGCUGCGCCAGGAGAUGUCCACCUCUACGCAGCAGCCGACAAUGGAGCCAGAUGCUGAUUGGUUGACGGGGACCAACAUCAGCACCACACAGUUGCAGCAAGCACGGGCGCAACAGGCAAAGAAUGCUCACGUCAAGAAGAAAAGGCAUUCCAGACCAAGACGAGAACAUGUGGAACCCAUCCAGGUUAGUCACACUGACUGGCUCAAAGGUGGACCAAUGCAGAUGGGUGAACCAAGAUACCGAACGUCUAAUGGCUUGUCACUUCCUUUCACUGGACAAGCAGGCAAGGACCCCACACAGCUCAAUGUUGACAGCAACCCUCUUCUUCAGUACACAGCCUGGGACACAUCGAGUGGGGAUGAUGGAUCAGAUCUUGAGGAUGCUUUUGAGCUUCGAGGAUCACCCUCUUCUCAACAUGAAGAGAAAGAGCCAGAGGUGACCAAAGUCAAGGCUGAAAAGUCGGACAAGACAUGGUUUGAAGAAAGUAAGGAAAUGUAUGACAAUGGUGAUGUGGACACAAAGAUUACUUGUGGCAUGGGGAUGGAUGUGGAGACUGAGAGCAUCGAGGCCAAGCAGUAUCAACAGACCAGGGCUCCUUUCUAUAGGCCCCUGGAACGCGACUUUGAGUUGAGACGACUCAUGGCAGCCAUGCCUGAGAAGUACAAGCAGUGUAAGAUACGGUUUGAGUCAUCUCACAAGGCUGUGUGUAAAGUGUUGUCAGGAGGGGAAACCUACAGUGAUAUUGAGAUUCACGGGAGGUCCAAGUGUGGCCAGACAUUCAACAAUGAUGAGGUUUGUGUGGAGGUUCUGUCAGAGCCUCACUCCCAUCCUGUGUCUGGUCAUGUGAUAUACAAGAGGGCUGAGGAAGAUGACAAGGUGUAUGGACGUGUUGUUGGUGUCCUCAACAGCAACUUCAGGGAAGAGAGCCAUACAGUCAUGGCCUGUACGUGUGAUGAUGAUGAAGGGUUUCUAAUGCAUCCUCUUUGCAAAACUGUGCCAAAGAUUCAUGCCUUGAAUGGUGUUACAAAGAAGAAAUUCCCUUCCUUGUCCAAAUACAGGAUUGAUACAUAUGAAAUCAAUGAGAAUGGACAACUCCGAUACAAGAAAUAUUUUGAUGUGAAACCAGGACUUAGAGGAAGGUAUGUGUUCCUGGUCGUCUAUCUCACCUGGGGCAUCCACCAUGUGUACCCUCUUGGAGCAGUGGUAGACAUCAUUGAGUGUGGCACCGACUUCAAUGGAGGUCUCAAGAUCCUGGAAAUGCAAUAUCAGGUUCCAACCUACUUUUCACAAGACACAGUUGCUCAUAUUGGUAAAAUUCUGAAGAAGAGAGACACUGUUCUUGCUGAUGGCAGAGUUGAUUGCACAGGGCUUGAAGUUUUCACAAUAGAUCCUGCACAUUCAAAAGACUUAGAUGAUGCUUUGAGUAUCUCUGCCAAGGAUGACUACUAUCUGAUUGGAGUCCACAUUGCUGAUGUGGCCUCAGUGGUGAAGAAAGGGGACCCUGUUGACAGAGAGGCACAGAAGAGAGCCACAAGCUUCUAUCCAUGCGAGUCCAGGACUCACAACAUGUUGCCUGAACCAUUGAGUGAGGGCAUGUGUAGUCUGCUACCAAAUGAAGAAAGACUUGCAUUGUCCAAUUUCUUUCACAUUGAAAAAUCAGGAAAGCUUGUAAAGGAACCAACAGUCAUGAAAACAAAGAUUAAAUCUUCCUGCAAGUUGUCAUAUGAAGAUGCUCAGAAAGUUAUUAAAAAUGAGGAAGUGGAUCAUGUUUCACAAACUCUGAAAGACAAUAUCAAACUGCUUCAUGAAAUUUCCCAGAACUUGAGAAAGGACAGACUUAAAGAUUCUAGGUUUGCUGUUCCAUUUGAAGAUCCAAGAUUUAUUGAGACUGAAAUCAUAGAGCAGAAUAUUGAAGCCCAUGCACUCAUUGAAGAGUUCAUGAUCAAAGCCAAUACAUCGAUUGCUCAGUGGUUGAGAAAGAAGUUCCCAAAUUGCAUCCCUAUCAGAUGUCAGCCUCCACCAUCUACCGAGGAUGUCCAGAAGUUUGUCCACAGUGAGGAUAAGUUCCUGGACCUUGUUGUGAACCUGCAAGGACAAGAAGUCUUACCUGGCAGGACGGUGGCCUCAGGGAACUGGGUAGCCAAGGGCAACACAGUGAGAAAAGAGUCUUUGCCAGUCCAGAAGAACAUUUGGCUUCAGAUUCUUGAUGGAGUUCAUGAUGAAACCCUGACUAAAGCUGUAAGGAAUAUGUGCAAAGAUGAGGUCCACCCUUUCCAAGCAAUUGCUCUUCAACACUGGAGACAAAUCAUGGAAUCUGCAGAAUACAAAUGUUCAAUGCUCUCUGAAAAAGAGCUGAAUCACUUCUCUCUGAAUACAAAGAUGUAUACACAUUUCACAUCACCUAUCCGGAGAUAUGUGGACCUCAUUGUACACAGACUGGUGCAUGCAGCUCUUGAUGGGAAAUCCUGUCCCUACUCAUCAUCAGAAAUAGCUGACAUUUGUGCCUAUAUCAAUGAUGCCACUUCCAGACAGAAACACUUCAGCAAUGGGUGCCAGGCUUUGAAGAGAGCUGCAAAGAUUUCGCAGAGGCCAAUGGUAUUUAAUGCUGUGGUGGACAAGGUCUCGGACAGUGGAGCAGAGCUCUGUAUCCCAUCUUUGAAGCAUGUGUCCAGCAGAAGCAAGGAAUUACCCUUCAACUUGAUGGACUUCAGUAAGAAACCAGAGGAGAAGCAAGAUCCUUGGUCAACAAAGACAAUUGUCACAGGAAAAUGGAAGAAAAGGCUGUAUGACUGUACUGGAUGUCCCAGCCAGCUGAUGUAUUCAAAGAUGCUGGAAAAGCAGCAAGGAUUCAAACAGAAACAACGGCCAAAACAAGUAGUGUCUAUUGUGAAUCCUAAUCAGCAUGUGUACUUUGUGGACACACAGACCUGGGCAAAGAUGUUGAAUGCAUUGUUCAGCCAGGACCACAAAGCAUGGAAGAAGAUGGUCAACAGUCAACCCAGAGAAGGACAAGAUUUGCCCACUGGAGCACCAGUGAGGGACAUGGUCACCUCAGAGCAUGGAGAUGGUUCCAUCAAGUUCCACCACUGCAAGUUUACUCUCUGCUUUACAUCCGGACGUGUCAUCAAAGUUCAGAUGGUUGCUAAUCCAGAGAAGGGUUUGCUCACUCCACAAGUGAGAUUGUUUCAGGUUUGCAAGAACCUCAGUCUGUGUCUCAGUCACAUGGAAGAUCCUGUUGGUGUGUUGAGUAAGUAUGCUACAGAAUCGACCAAAAAGAACAUUGAGUCAAUAUCUGAGUAUCAGAGAACAUGGCUGCCUCUUCUGGAAAUGGAAUCUGCAACAUCUGCAGUUCGUAGUGAAGAGAACAUCAUCAUCAACAAUGUCAACAUCGAAUUCAAACGCAACCAAGGAAAAACAAAAACCUUCUACAAAGGGACAUUCACUUUUCCAUCUAGUUUUGUGCAUGAAAGGUGCAUUGAGUUUGGAGGCAAACCUUUGGAGAAGUUGAAAGAAGAGGGAGAUGAUGAUGAUGAUGAAAGGGACAACUUUGGACGAAGGGAGUUCUCCUCAAUUGACUAUCUCUGCAUACGAAUCAAGAUUGACCAAAAUAGACCUGAGUCACGGGAAACCUAUGAUGAGGAGAUCUCAACCAAGGUCAUUGAAGUCCCUUGCCCACUGACAAAAGAAGGAAGGCAAACGAAAUCCUCAAAGAGGAGUAAGUCAUCAGAAAGGAGGAGGUCUAGGAGGAAAGCAGAGGCUGUUGAGUGUGCCUUGAAGAAGAGGAAGGUGUCUGAAGGAUGUGGAGUUGAUGUCUGUUCACAGGCAGACACCUACACAUGGGUCGGUCAUGCUCAGAUCAUGAAAGUGAGGAGAAAGAAAGACAAGGACAUGGAAUCAGAUUAUGUGACGGUCACAUUCAGCUUAAAUGCCAACAGUGGUCCUGUGCCAGACGAACUCUAUCCCAAGAGUACAGGCACUGUAGAGGUCAUCUUCAAGUCAGAAGUUGACAGACGUACAAUGAGAAUGAUACAAAGCUUGAGUGGAGACAAGUCAGAUUUAGCAAGCUGUGUUGCAUUGCACAGGAGGCCUCCUAAACUGGACAAGGACAGACUGGACUAUGGCAAGAAGAUGGAGAAAGAGGUCCCAGUCUAUGGUCUGCCUCACAAUAACACCAAGCAGCACGAGGCCAUAGACCGGGCCCUCAGUUCCAGCUUCACCCUCAUCCAGGGGCCUCCAGGUACAGGUAAGACAUACACUGGGAUCAAGCUGGUGUACCUCUUCAACAAGAUCAACAAGUUCCUUCACCUGGAGGGUGUAGAUGACCAGAGGAAACAAGUGCUUUUCUGUGGUCCGUCCAACAAAGCUGUGGAUCUCGUAGCAGUUCUGCUGUUAAAUCGACUUGGAGAUGCUUGUCCCAAGAUCAUCCGCCUCUAUGGCAGCAACAUCGUGGCUCAGGACUACCCUGUGCCCAAACGCAACUUCAUGUCCAAGAGGAGCAUGCGAGGCCUGCGAUCUGACCCCAGACUCUUCAAUGUGUCUCUCCACCACAUGAUACGACAGUCAGGCAAACCUCAUGCUGAGGAAAUAAGGAUGUAUGAUGCAUUGUUCAAGACCAAACCAGAAGCUGUCACUCUGGGCCACAUCAAGAAGUAUGGGAAGCUGGUGUACAUGGCCUCCUGUGAAGAACUCAAGAAGUGCGAUGUGAUCCUCUGUACCUGCCCAGUCGGUGGGAAUAGAAAGCUGGUCCAGUCAACGCGCAUCUUCCAGCUCAUCAUCGAUGAGAGUGCCAUGAGUCCAGAACCACAAAGCAUGAUUCCUAUCAUUGCCACUAAGGCCAAGCAGGUUGUCCUGAUAGGAGAUCACAAGCAACUGCGGCCAAUUGUUCAGUGCAAGCAAGCUGCAGAAUUGGGGCUGGAUCAGUCGCUGUUUGAGAGGUUUGCUUCUGAGGCAACUUUCCUGAACAUUCAGUACAGGAUGCACCCUCGCAUCUGUGACUUCCCAUCAGAAGAGUUCUAUAGUGGUAAACUCAUCACAGGUCCAUCCGUCGCAUGGGAGAAGGGUGUGCCACUGGACCUGUGGCCGGUGCAGGAGAUUCCCCAUGUCCUGUGCCAUGUGGAGGGGGUGGAGGACAGCCUCAGUGUGUCCACAGAAGAGGGCAAUGAACAGUCCAAGUCCAACAAGGCAGAGGUGGACAAAGUGGUUGAGGUGUUCAGCUGGCUGGUUCAGAAGGGUGGAAUCUCCCCUCGCUACAUCAACAUCAUGUCGCAGUACAACGCCCAGUGUACCAAGAUACGCGAGGCUCUGUCCAAGUACCACCAUCAGAGUCUCAACGUCAACACUGUUGUGGCCAGCCAAGGAGGUGAGUGGGACUACGUGAUCUUCAGCACGGUACGCUCUCUGCCCCAUUACAAGAUAGAGAAGAACCCAACACUGGGCUGGAGCAAACACAACCUCGGCUUCAUCACUGAUGCCAACCAGAUUAACGUGGCGCUCACCAGAUCUCACAAAGGUCUCAUCAUCAUUGGUAAUGAGAACUUGCUGCGAAGUGACAAGAUCUUCAAGAGACUGAUCGAGAAGUACGAGAAACAGGGAUGUCUGGUAGAUGGCAGCGACUUUCCGCGGAGAUACAGGCGAGAUCAUCAAAGACGACGACCUCCGGUUCCAGGAUUGGAGUGGAAAACAGCUUAAGUGCAGCACUUGCUGAAGCAACUGAACAUUCAAACAGUCCUGUUGUAAAAUGAAUAAGAAUUCAUUUCAUGGCUGUGUUGUGAAUCUUCUAUCAAUGACUGAACAUUUUCGUCUUAGUGUAUUCAACAUUUUAGUGCUAUUUGUUUUAUUUCUAUUACCGUUACAAACAUCUGCAUGCACUGUUAUUGUGUUUUAAAUAUCAAGUGAAUGUCAAGUGAUUUGAAUAUCAUCUGACAAUAUUGGGUCCAAAAUGCAAUUUGUAAAAUAUAUAUUUUACUUAUUUUAAUUUUUAUUAUUGUUGUGUAAAUAGGUACAUUUGUGAGUAAACUUUCAUGUAUUGUAGAAGCCUGCCCCAUUUGCCUAUUUAGAGAACAUGGUAGACACAUGUAUGUCAGGUAUCUUGGCAACAAGAAUAGAACACACACACACACACACAAACACAGUUAUUUUCUGUGGUAUUCUGAAGAAUAAUUCAAAGGCAUGACUGAUCAUUUAGACUGAAAUAUUUACGUCAGGAUCAUUGAUUGAGGUUUUUUUGUUAGACAUGUUGAAUCUUCAUAUGCAUUUGGGGCCAAUAUUUGUUGUAAAAUACUUCUUUAUAUAAAUAUACACAUGUAUGUAUUCCAACUUUUUGUAAACACCAUAACACCAUAAAGCCUUUGUAAUGAAAAUGGAUGUCACACCAUUUAUUAUUUGGUUGACAUGAUGAUGUAACUGUACAUAAUUUUGACAUAUGUUUCUUUUUGUACUGGAUCUUGCCAGCUGUGUUCUCAGUGGGUACUUGUUACGACUCUUGCCAUCCUUGUAAUUAGGGCUGUCAGGAUACAGGUACCCCAUGAUACGAUACGUAUCUCGACUUUAAGGUCAAGAUACGAUACGUAUCUCAAUACAGCAAUACCGACUUUAUAUGAGUAUAUUUAGAAGCAAACUUUUUAAUUACAUAUCACAUUCACAAUAAUGUGUUCUAACCACUAUCAGUUGAUUAUUUUGUAAAAUAAUAAUACUUAGAAAAGGUUGAUUCUGUUUAUUCAAACAAGUGUCAGAAACUAACAAAUUUUCGUAUGUGUCAAAUUCGGAAAAUAUGAUGAUAUUUCGAUUCGAAUAGAAAAAUCAAUCGAUACGCGAACAAAUGGAUAAUGAUUUCAAUAAAAUUUUGUAUCAAUAUAUAUUUACAUGUAUCUCAUAUCGUAUCGUGAGAAUUAUCUACCAAUGCAUUGGUACAAUCGGUGAAUCGUGACAUCCCUACUUGUAAUCUCCCUUGAGGAAUGGUCAGCCCCUCAAGCAAGGCCACAUUUUAUACACUGCUAUGAACAAUCUUGCUCAAAGAUAUGUUUAUUCCUCCAGAGCCUUUCUAUAGUUUUGUACAGAACUUAUAUUCACUAUAUCUUUGUAGCAUCUCACUCAAAAUGUAAAUAUAUACACUGUACCAAGUGAUCAUCUCAAUCAUGACGUAAAGACAUUUUGUACCGAAUGAGCAUCCCUCGGGGUGGUGGGAUAGCCUUGUGUUUUAUUUGACAUAUCAAAGGUGUAGGUUCUAUUCCCACAAAGGUGGUUAAAGCGUUUGCCCAUCACACCAACGACCCGGUUUCAAAUUACCCACAUGGGUACAAUGUAUGAAGCCCAUUUCUGGUGUCCCCCGCCGUGAUAUUGCUGGAAUAUUGCAAAAGGCUGCGUAAAACCAUAGUCACUCACUCACUCUUGCCACAAAUAUAUAGAGUGUAAAGCAUUCAGUGUGUCCAUCACCAUGUAUGAUAAUGCUUUCAAUGCAAGACAAAACUCACUCUUUGCUCUAAUCCAUGACAAAAUGAUGAAAAGAAUUGUCCCUUUUUGUAAAAUAUCCAAUGACAAAGUCUUGUCGCAGUACAGAUAUCAUUCUUUCCUCCUAGCAUCCCCCCAAAAAGAACGACAAAAAUGAUAAUUUUUGUUGUAGGCAUUGCAUUAUGUGUCCAGUGUGAAACCGAGAUGGGGUUUCAAUAUGGUUAAUUGCUGUGUUGCACUGGAUGAGCUUGAAGAUAGCAAAUGUUUGUGUGACCAGAUUCUAAACUACCACAACUAAUUUGGAGCAAGAAACAUGUCAGUGAAGCAUAUGUAUGCCAUUGUGUGUGAUGUAAAUAAGACCAACAGCUGUAUUUUAAAAAGUGCUGGUCUCAAUAUGAAGUUUUAUGAUUAUGUUUUUGUUUUACUAUAAUAUCAAUAGGCCAUAACUAUGAUAUCGAUCUUUAUUGCAUGUGACCCAUAUGUAGUCCAAUCUGGUAAAAAGUCUUUAAAAUGUGUCAUACAUAUUUAAUAAUAUUGAUACAUGCAGCUGAUGCACUUACAUUUGUUGUGGAGGCGGUAGGGUAGGAUGAUGGGUCAAGCAAUGCUCAUAUGGCCUGGGUCCGAGUUUGAUUCCCAUGGGUUUGAAGCUGAUUCUUGGUGUCCCGUGCUGGAAUUUGAUUGGAACUUUGCUAAAAGCAACAUAAAAUAAUCACUAUUUCUGUAGUGCCAUGUUUGUUUGUAUUCUUCGGAUGUGCCAAUAAUGUUUGUGUGCUUUGUUAACUUUGAUGUCUUUCACAGUGUAUUAUAUUAGAUGUGUCUCACUGAGUUUAUCAUGUGCAACAUGUAUAUGUAUAUAUUUUCAUUUAUAUUUUAACUAUGUUGACC
Messenger RNA from Haliotis rufescens (red abalone), 8527 nucleotides. Its product is annotated as helicase with zinc finger domain 2-like. The record is from RefSeq and is a predicted model, not a curated record. The transcript has 13 exons. Bases 188 to 5884 code for a protein of 1898 amino acids. Gene Ontology annotation, molecular function: RNA nuclease activity; RNA binding; 5'-3' DNA helicase activity. Lineage: Eukaryota; Metazoa; Mollusca; Gastropoda; Lepetellida; Haliotidae.